This is a messenger RNA of Uloborus diversus, 714 nucleotides long. RefSeq lists its product as uncharacterized. Lineage: Eukaryota; Metazoa; Arthropoda; Arachnida; Araneae; Uloboridae. The transcript is spliced from 6 exons. The record is from RefSeq and is a predicted model, not a curated record. The coding region runs from base 1 to 714 and encodes 237 amino acids. Gene Ontology annotation, molecular function: sodium channel activity. Gene Ontology annotation, biological process: sodium ion transport. Gene Ontology annotation, cellular component: membrane.
AUGGAUGAUUUUAUGCCCAUGACCACUGGACCGGGAAGAACAGUUUUCUGUAAUUUGUGUUCUGAUGAGUGCUUGAGCCAUUUUGUGUCUCGGAAUAAAAACUUGGAAAACGUGAUUGGUUCUUUCUACAGCGAAGAGGAUCUUCCUCAGUAUUGCUACACCAUUUUUUCCCUGUGGGGAAAACCGGAAGGAAAAAGGGAUAAGAUCCCCAAAGGAGCAAAGCUUAAAUUUCUGUUUAAUUUGAACGCUACUCGACGUCCGGAAAAUACAUAUGACUUCAAACCACGCUUUAAUCUUCCACUUAUACCAUCCGUUCAGAUUGCUGUGCAUUCUCCCUACUUCCUUCCAAGUCCAUAUUCUGACGGGGUGAAUUACCCAACUGGAAGAGCUUACACUCUUAGGAUAACUAUGGAGGAAAACCACCUACUACCAAGUCCAUACCAAACAAACUGCACUAAUUAUUUAGAAGUAUGGAGAGAGCGAAACGGUAAAGCGCCUAUUAACCCACUGGGUGAAGUUCAGGAAUGCAGAGUCAAUCAAAGUUUCAAGCAGUUCGGUUGCGUUCCUGUAUUUAUUGACUAUCCACAUGAGUUUGAUAUAUGUUCUUCGUGCACAGGAACUUGCCAAAAUGGUGCUGUAACGGACGAAUGCAUUUUGUUGACUGAUAAGUUCAACCAGCCUUGCGAGUACGUAAUCUAUUUUCUUUGGUAUUAG